Mobula hypostoma (lesser devil ray) is the source of this 8078-nucleotide messenger RNA. Its product is annotated as lipoxygenase homology domain-containing protein 1-like. Gene Ontology annotation, molecular function: protein binding. The record is from RefSeq and is a predicted model, not a curated record. The coding region runs from base 148 to 7611 and encodes 2487 amino acids. The transcript has 47 exons. Lineage: Eukaryota; Metazoa; Chordata; Chondrichthyes; Myliobatiformes; Myliobatidae.
CCGGAUUAGUGGGUUGGGUUCAUUAUUAACUGCCCCAGAAAUUAAAGAUUCAAAGGGAAGAGUUUCCUCGCUGAAUAAAGGAGUUGCAGUACUGUUUUAUGAGGAGAGCUGAGCAACCGAGGGCCUAGGAAGGAAGGCCGGAAGAAAAUGCCAUCACAGACUCAGUACUAUACCUCUUCAGCAGCUAUGACUGGAAUCUUGCAGCCUCAGAUCUCUGACUGUGGAACCCAGACCUUCAGAGCAGUAGACCCUUACCCUGUUAAUGCUGUAGCACGCAUCUGCCCAGUGACCGGAUUCCAGUUCAGAAACAUCUCUGCACCCAGAGAUAAACCAGUGUGGAAUGAUCCCAGAAGAGCACGUGAACAGUGCGCUGGUGCUUUAAGGAAGUACAGGGUGACCCUAAACCACAGGUCCACCGAGUCCGCUGUCAGCAGGAGAGCCCCAUAUUCUGCAUGGACUUGCAAGCCUGGUUCCCAAUACAGAGACGGUGGCAGCUGCAAGCUUUCUCAGUACCACUCGCUCAACGACCCGCACCUCUUCAAGUACUACCUCAGGAAGUUUGGGUUUCAGGAACAGCCACGCCGUCUUUCUUAUUCCAGAAGCACACUGCUUCGACAGCCAUCAAACUCGAGGCGUGACCUGUCCAGGACUGCAUCCCAAGUGGCCAGUGAUGUUUUGUACAAAGUGACGGUACAAACAGGCAAGAAGAGAGAAGCAGGGACUGAUGCAAAGGUUUUCCUGCAAAUGAAAGGAUCAAAAGGAAAAAUGAACAAAAAGCGACUGUGGAAGAGUUCUGUGUCAAAACAAUCGGAUGGGACAAAAGCAUUUCCGUUUCACCGCGGAUCAUCGCACAUGUUUAAAAUCUAUGGGCCAGAUAUAGGGGAGCUCCAGAGCAUCAUAUUAGAGCAUGACGGUCUGGAAAGGCGCCAGGCGUGGUACGUUGAAGAUGUUUCCAUCACAAGUAUGAUCCGGAAGAAGACGUGGAGAAUUCCGUGCAGGAGCUGGCUCUCGCUGUUUCACACUGAUUGCCAACUGAGUCGCACGUUUUCUCCCCUCACUGGGAGGUGCAAUGACUACACAGUUUACGAAGUGGUUACUGUGACAGGAGAUGUCCGGGGAGCCGGAACCGACGCCAAUGUAUUUGUCACUCUCUUCGGCGAGUUUGGAAUUACACCAAAGGUACAUCUGACCAGCAAGUGCAGAACGGCCUUUGAAAAGAACAAAACUGAUGUUUUCCGAAUCAAGACCAACAAUGUGGGCCCACUAAAGAAAGUAAGGAUCGAACAUGACAACACAGGUAUGAGUGCCAGUUGGUUCUUGGAUCGGCUUGUCAUCACUGACAUGAAUCGCCCUCAUCUCCGUUUCUACUUCCCCUGUAACCAGUGGCUGAGCAAGGAGGAAGGAGAUGGCCUCUACGUCCGCGACCUGCUUGGCAGUUUGAACCCAAUGGACGUUCCUAAACUGAACAAAUACAUUGUGAGUGUCUUCACUGGUGAUAUCAAAGGCAGUGGCACAGAUGCUGAUGUUUUCAUUAACAUUUUCGGUGAAAACGGAGACACAGGGGAGAGACGACUAGACAAUGACAAAGACAACUUUGAAAGAGGAAAUGAAGACAAGUUCACUAUCGAAGCACCCAACCUUGGACGGCUGAAGAAAAUCACCAUUGGUCACAACGGCAAAGGUUCCUCAGCCGGGUGGUUUCUGGACAAGGUAAUCAUCGAUGACAUUGGAAAUAAAACAGUGGUGGAGUUCCCUGUACACCGGUGGUUUGCGGCAGAUGAAGAUGACGGUAAAAUUCAACGUGACAUUUUAGUUGGAGGAAGUCAAACAACAGGGAUCGUUUACAAUGUUUCCGUUGUGACUGGGAACGUCAGAGGAGCUGGGACCAACUCCAAAGUGCACAUCAUCCUCCAUGGAUCGAAAGGUCUUAAAAACAGCGGAAAAAUCUUCCUGGAAGGAGGGCAGUUUGAGCGUGGAUUAAUAGACAUUUUUAACGUGGAGAUUGCUGCUCUCCUCAGCCCCCUCAGCAGGGUCACCAUUGGUCACGAUAACUGUGGGGUCAGUUCAGGGUGGUUCUGUGAAAAGGUGGUAGUUUAUUGCCCGUUCACCGGGAUCGAGCAGACCUUCCCCUGUCGCAAGUGGCUGGAUGAAGAUGAAGGAGACGGACUCAUUGAACGUGAACUGUAUGAAAUGGUCUCACUGCGACAAAAGAGGCAGAAAAAACAUCCGUGGUCACUGUGGAUCUGGACCAGCGAUAUUAAGAAUGCCGGAACGGAUGCCAAUGUCUUCCUGCAGCUGUACGGUGACAAAGGAAAAUCAGACGAGAUGUGUCUGGACAACAACUCUGACAACUUUGAAACCGGCCAAACAGAUAAGUUUAUGAUUGAACUCCCAGACCUGGGAACGUUUUACAAACUCCGGAUCUGGCAUGAGAAACGACAUCCCUUUGCCGGUUGGCAUUUGAACAAAGUGACUUUAAUGAAAUCACUGACAAAAGAGAAGUAUGAUUUCAGAUGCAGUCGGUGGCUUGACAUCAACGAAGACGAUAAUGAGAUUAUACGGGAGCUGCCUGCUGAGGGGGACCUGGUGGAUGAGGUCCAGCCUUUGGUGAAGUAUAGGAUCAUCAUUUACACGGGCACUGUCAGCGGUAGUGGCACGGACGCCAAUGUCUUCAUCUGCCUGAUUGGCGAACAGGGUGACACAGGAGAUCGCGUGCUCUACGACAGCAAAAAUAACGUCAAUAAAUUUGAGAAAGGCAAUGCAGAUGAAUUUGUCAUCGAGGCUGUAAGUCUGAAGAAGGUGAUGAGGGUGAGGAUUGGACACGACGGUAGAGGUGGGAGCUGCGGCUGGUUCCUUGACAAGGUGGUCGUGAAGGAAGAAGGUGCUCCCGAGUCGCAAGCUGUGGAAUUCCCCUGUUACAGGUGGCUGGACAAGAGCGAAGACGAUGGGCAGAUUGUCCGUGAACUCGUUCCAUAUGGAGAUGCACAGAUGCUGAAAAAUAUCUGCUACCAUGUCAUGGUGAAGACCGGGAAUGUGUCCGGAGCCAGCAGUGAUUCCAAAGUUUUUAUCAAGCUGUACGGAGACAAGGGAGACACCAGCAAACAGCCCCUCGUCACCUCUGACAACGACCUGGGAAAUUACUUUGAACAGGGACAGGUGGACAUUUUCAUCAUAGACACAAUGGACAUUGGAACACUAAAGCGUCUGCUAAUUGGACAUGAUAAUGCAGGACUACGAGCUGGCUGGUUCCUGGACAAUGUUCGGAUUAAGGUUCCGGCCCACGGAAAGGAAUACAUGUUCCCGGCUCACCGGUGGCUCUGCAAGGACGAAGCAGAUGGCAAGACGGAGAUCGAGAUAUACCCCAGUGAGAUCACGGAGAUUGAAAAAUUGAUAAACUACGAAGUGGAGGUGUGCACGGGGGAUGUCACUGGAGCCGGUACUGAUGCUAAGGUCUUCAUCCAGAUGUACGGAAAACUCGGGAAGACUGAAUUAAUCCGCCUCCACAGUCGCUCAGACAAUUUUGUCCGAGGAGAAACAGAAGUGUUUAAGAUGGAGGCGCUGGACGUGGGCAGACUGGUGAAAUUACGUGUGGGCCAUGAUGGGAGUGGUAUUGCCCCAGGCUGGUUCCUGGACUCCAUCAGGAUCAGCCGGCUGAAACUCCAGACUGUGCAGGACGACAAAAAGAAGAAGAAAAAGAAAAAGAAGGUAGAGGAGGAUGUGAAUGCCAUACCGGAGGAAGUGGUGGAGACAUACACUUUCAACUGUCAACGCUGGCUGGCCAGUGACGAGGGAGACCGACAGCUGGUGGUGGAACUCCUGCCAGAAGAUGCUGAGGACCUGGAAGAGAACUCGUACACUGUCCACGUGUUUACUGGGAAUGUCCUAGGUGCAGGAACAGAUGCGAACGUCUUCAUUAACAUCUACGGUGAGACAACUGACACAGGAGAACGACACCUCAAGAGGUCAAAUCAUCUCAACAAGUUUGAAAAAGGACAGGAAGAUGUAUUCAUGGUCAAAGCCAUUGACUUGGGGACAUUAAAGAAACUCCGAAUUCGGCAUGAUAACUCAGGGGGAUAUGCAGCCUGGUUCCUGGACCGGGUGGAGAUCGUCGAUGAGAAGGAUGACACCAGGUACUUCUUCCCGUGUGAGCGAUGGUUAGCUGUUGACGAGGAUGACGGCCAGAUAGCCAGGGAACUGGUUCCUGUCGACGAGGCGUUCCUGAAUAACGAUAUGGACACAGACGGACAGGCUCAGGCAACGCUAGGCUUGGAACAAAAAGCUCAGUCCACCACCUACAGCGUGAAGAUAAAAACUGGCGAGAAAAAGAACGCAGGGACAGAUGCCAACGUGUUCAUUAUCCUGUUUGGUGAGAAGGACGACACAGGAAUUGUCAAUCUCAAGGCAUCAAAAACUCAUAAAAAUAAAUUUGAAAAGGGAAAUAUUGACGAGUUUACUAUUGAGGCCGUGGACAUUGGUGCGCUGAAGAAGAUCCGAAUAGGACAUGAUAAUUAUGGGGGAUGUGCUGGCUGGUUUCUGGACUGGGUGGAAAUUGACGCCCCGUCACUUGGACAAUUGCUGCGAUUCCCAUGUGGCCGCUGGCUGGAUAAAGCUGAGGAUGACGGGUACAUAGUGAGGGACCUUUUCCCUGCAGACCUGCAGACCAAAGACUACAUUCCAUUUGUCCCCUACGAAAUCACCGUACGUACCUCUGACAUAUACGGGGCAGGGACAGACGCCGACGUCUUCAUCGUCCUGUAUGGCAGAGACAGCAUCUGCACUCACCGGAAGUCACUGUGCAUUAACAAGCGAGAGCGGAAGAUGUACUUUAAGAGAGGCGCCGUCAACAAGUUCAUUGUAGAGUUGGAAGAUGUUGGGGAGUGCAUCGAGAAGAUCCGAAUUGGGCAUGAUGGACGAGGCAUCAGCUCUGGGUGGCACUUGGACAGUGUGGAGAUCCGGAGGCUGCUGUCAAAGGGGAAGGGCUCAGAAACGAUAGUUUUUCCCUGCGAGCGGUGGCUAGCAAAAUCCGAGGGCGAUGGGGAAAUCAUCCGAGAACUGGUUCCCUUGGAGAUUAUUCAGAAAAAGCUGCUGAAAGACGGCACGCUGAAGCAGACAGAACACACCGUGGAUGAUGCCCUGGAGACUCACAAAUAUAAGAUUUCUGUCUACACGGGUGACAUCUACAGAGCGGGGACGGAUGCCAAUGUCUUCAUCACCAUUUACGGAGACCUGGGUGACACCGGAGAACGGAAGCUCAGUAAAUCUGACUCACACUCCAAUAAGUUUGAACGAAACCAGGUUGAUACCUUCACCUUGGAAGCCGUAGACCUUGGCCAAAUAUACAAGAUCAGGAUUCGCCAUGACAACAGCAUGGCGAGCCCUGAUUGGUUUCUGGAGAAGGUGGAAGUGGUUGAUAUGGACCUAGAGGAGAACUACCUGUUCAUGUGUGAGCGCUGGCUUUCAAAGACCAAGGAGGACAAGAGCAUUGAAAGGAUAUUGUACGCCAAGGGAUAUGACGGGGAUCGGACCAGUGUUCACAGCUCUGCUAAAAGUCCAUAUGGUUCCUCCCUGAGCCUCCGGAAUCUGAACAACUCUGCCCUCAGCAAGAAGGGCAAACGGAAAAGUAUUCUUGAAGACACUAUUGAGGAGGGCCCAACCAUCCCCUAUCAAAUCUCCAUCACCACUGGCCUGGAACGGGACGCGGGUACCACCAGCAGAGCUUACCUCAUCAUCAUGGGGCCGCAGAAGGUCCACACUGCUCGGAUGUGGCUGCAACUUCCUGAAGGCAAGAAUGGAUUUCAGCCCGGAUCAGUGGAAAAGUUCCAAAUGAUGGGGUUGGAUGUUGGAGACAUCAAGAAAAUCGAGCUGGGUCACGAUGGCGCGACUCCUGAGAGCUGCUGGCUCGUGGAUGAAAUGGAGAUCACUGUGCCCACCAAAGGCAUCAUGUACAUCUUUCAGUGCAAGUGCUGGCUGGCCAGAGACCGGGGCGACGGGCUGACAGCAAGGAUCUUCAGCAUUCUUGAUGCAGAAACUAUCCAAAUUGGCCAGAAGGUGCCUUAUGAAGUAACCGUUGUCACUGGUGACACUCCUAGUGCGGGAACUGAUGCCAACAUUUACAUGUCAGUCUUUGGGGCCAAUGGGACGACGGAGGAGAUGCUCCUCGAUAAGAAUGGUGACAGGUUUGAGAGGGGUCAGGAGGACACUUUCGAUAUGGUGAUUGCCGACAUUGGGCCGCUCAGAAAAAUAAGGAUUCGCACUGAUGCUAAAGGAUGUCGUUCUGACUGGUUCCUGGAUCAGAUCUUCAUGCUGAAUCAGAGCACAAAUGAGAUGACCACUUUUACAUACAACGACUGGCUAUCGAAGACACGCGGCACCAAGCAGUUGACUACCUGUGAGCUUGCUGCUGUAGUGGAUGAGGAGGCGAUGGUGGAGAAAACAGCCUACACCAUUAGUGUGAAAACUAGCGACAUCUCAGGAGCAGGAACUGACGCUAAUGUGUUUCUCAUCAUCUUCGGAGAGAACGGGGACUCCGGCACCCUGGCGCUGAAACAGUCCAACAAUUCCAACAAAUUUGAGAGAAAAGCUUUGGAUGUCUUUAAGUUUGUGGAUAUGCUGAGCCUGGGAAACCUGUCCAAGAUGCGAAUAUGGCAUGACAACAAGGGCCCAGCAGCCGGGUGGCACUUGGAUUUCAUCGAGGUGAAGGAUGAGAGCAUGGAAGAAAUGUUCCGAUUCCCCUGUGACCGCUGGCUUGCCAAGAGCGAGGACGAUGGCCAGAUCCUUCGUGAACUCCCCUGCGCCAACAAUGACAUCCUGGACCUUUCAGAACGCACACGCUAUGAGAUCCUUGUCGUGACCAGCGACAGAGAUGAUGCCGAGACAAAGGAGAAUGUGUGGAUUGUGCUGGAAGGGAAAAAAGGAAAAUCCAAGGAAUUCCUGCUGGAAAACUCAUCCAAGAAGAAGAAGUUCCUGAGGGGGACAAAGGACAAAUUUGAAUUUUCUUCAAAAAACAUUGGCGACAUCGCAACAAUUUUAGUGGGUCACUGUCCGCGAGAUGGGCGUAGAGUCACUUCGAAAGGUGACGUGGACUGGCACGUCCAGCAGGUCAUUGUCACAGAGAAGGAGCUUGGAAACAACUACAUCUUUGAGUGCAAUGCAAAGGUAAAGCUCAGCCACAAGAGAGAUGAUUGCCAGGUCUUUGAGUGCACAAAGGUAUUGGAGAGUUUUGCCAGCAAGGUACGCAGUCUAGUACCCGUCAAAUAUGAGAUUAUUGUACUCACCGGUGACGUGAAGGGUGCCGGAACCGAUGCCAAUGUCUCCAUAACCAUUUUCGGAACGAACGGUGACUCAGGCCUCCGUAGGCUGAAGCACAAAUUCCGGAAUCUCUAUGAGCGCGGCAGCACUGACCGCUUCAUCCUGGAGAUGCUGGAUCUGGGGGAGUUAACCAAGGUGAAAAUUGAGCACGACAAUGCCAAAGCAAAUGCCGGCUGGAUGCUGGAACGUGUUGAGAUUACCAACACCGCUACCGGUGUCACCACCAUUUUUCCAUGUGGCAAAUGGCUGGAUAAGAAGAGAGGAGAUGGGCUGAUAUUCAGAGAGUUAUACCCUAAGUACUAACCUGUGGUAGGAACAUUCCCUCCUCUCUGUGGAAGCCUCUCCUCCAAUGAGGAUACAGACACCUGCCGAGGUGGAGCUACAGACAACGUACCCUAGCGGUGGCUUUUAAUAGAUGAUCAUUAGCAGAAAGGCAUCAUGCUCAUAGGACACUUGAUAAUUUAUUCUUAUCAAGUGUCCUAUGAGCUAUGCAGUAUCAGUUUGGAAAGCUCCGAUCACACACGUGGCAGCCUGAGAUAUGGGGACAGCAGGGAAAAUGCUUACCAUCUCCAAACAGUGUGAACCAGGGCUUGGCUGCUUCAGCUGGGUUGGGUGGGAUUGAAUGGACAACCUCUGGUCCAGCUUUGUUGUGGUUCGGAGAUCCUUGAGUCAAACAGGAACCAUCAUCUUCUUCAUUUCUAAAGUUUGUGACCUCCUCAACCUGUUCAUACAUUUGGCAGAAGACAGCUGAGUAUCUUCCUGUAAUGAGU